Messenger RNA from Macaca mulatta (Rhesus monkey), 901 nucleotides. RefSeq names its product complexin 3 (gene CPLX3). Gene Ontology annotation, molecular function: syntaxin binding. Gene Ontology annotation, cellular component: terminal bouton; SNARE complex. Lineage: Eukaryota; Metazoa; Chordata; Mammalia; Primates; Cercopithecidae. Gene Ontology annotation, biological process: regulation of neurotransmitter secretion; synaptic vesicle exocytosis; neurotransmitter transport. The record is from RefSeq and is marked validated.
GGCGGGCCCGGGCGGGGGCGGGCGGCGGGCGGCGCCAAGCGUGGGGCGCGGGCCCGCGGCGGGAGCUGUCCGCAAGACCUAGUGCUGAAGUAGGCGCGGACGUGCCCGGUGCCUAGCGCGUGGUAGCAGGCGCCCAGUGCCCCAGCCGGCGAAGACCAUGGCGUUUAUGGUGAAGACCAUGGUGGGCGGCCAGCUGAAGAACCUCACUGGGAGCCUGGGAGGCGGCGAGGACAAGGGGGAUGGGGACAAGUCGGCAGCCGAAGCUCAGGGCAUGAGCCGGGAGGAGUACGAGGAGUAUCAGAAGCAACUGGUGGAAGAGAAGAUGGAGCGGGAUGCACAGUUCACACAGAGGAAGGCAGAGCGGGCCACACUGCGGAGCCACUUCCGAGACAAAUACCGGCUACCCAAGAACGAGACAGAUGAGAGCCAGAUCCAGAUGGCAGGUGGAGACGUGGAGCUGCCCCGGGAGUUGGCCAAGAUGAUCGAGGAGGACACAGAGGAGGAGGAGGAGAAGGCCUCAGUCCUUGGGCAGCUGGCCAGCCUUCCUGGCUUGGACCUGGGCUCACUCAAGGACAAGGCCCAGGCCACACUGGGGGACCUCAAGCAAUCAGCUGAGAAGUGUCACGUAAUGUGACCACUUCCCUGGGGUUACCCACUGGGCUGGGCCUCCAUGAGGGCUGAGUGUGUGUCAACUUCCAGAGACCCAUACUCCAUUUGGGGCUUUGUUUUCCUUGCCCCAUCCUAGUUCCAAGACCUUUCCCAUCCAUGCCCCAACCCUAUCUUCUGUUUUUUUCCUCUCUGCUGGGAGCAAAGCCCCCAUCUUCACCUUACCCUUCAGGACCCUCCCCGCCAGCUCAGCCUGUGGAGGCCUCCCAAGAUUGCAGGAAUAUGCCCAUCCCUC